This is a messenger RNA of Lolium perenne, 1440 nucleotides long. Its product is annotated as GDSL esterase/lipase At4g16230-like. Lineage: Eukaryota; Viridiplantae; Streptophyta; Magnoliopsida; Poales; Poaceae. The record is from RefSeq and is a predicted model, not a curated record. Gene Ontology annotation, molecular function: hydrolase activity, acting on ester bonds.
CAUACCCUCAAGGUCACAGUCACAUGCAAACCUGAUUAGCUUCCAUCAGUGAGCAGCCAUCCAUGGCCUCUGGUGUGCUCAGGGCGAGCCUCUGGUGCGUUCUCGCGACCCUGGCAUGUGCUGGAAAUGUCAAUCCACCAGCAUCGUCGAGCAAUUACAGUGCGCCAUCGGCACCCGCUGUUGGCAGCAACGUCGCGUGCAAGGACAAAGAUGGAAAGCGGCCGUCGUGCACAGGCACUUGCCCGGCCAGCUGCCCCCAGCAGUGUCUCGUUUUCUGCCCCGGCUGCCGGACAUUCUGCCGACCCGACCAAGUACGCCGAGCGAAGAAGCCGGUGCGGCCGGCUGCGAUCUUCAUAUUUGGUGACGGAAACCUGGAUAUCGGCAAUGGCAACGUUCUGGCUUCGGGCGACUACGACGUACCACAUGACGAGCAACAGACGUUAGAUUCUCAGUGGGUCAUGACGGAUGGAGAAAACAUAGCUCAAUUCAUCGCAAAGUUCAUGGGAUUCCAGGGGAGCCCCCCAGCUUAUCUGACGCUGCCCAGGCCUAUCCACGUUGGCAAGGGUUUCACCGGAAUCAACUAUGCCUGCACAGGCGCUGGGCUUCGGGACCUGGACCCUAAUUUGGAUGGGUGGUUGACGAUUCCGAUGUCAAAGCAGCUGCAGCAAUUCGCGGCAACAAGAGCCCAAAUGGAGGCAAAGCUAGGGGGUGCCCAGGCGGUGACGGCCCUCCUUGCUAAAUCCUUCUUCUUGAUCGAGGUCGGCGGUGUGGACCUCACGCAUUACUUACCUUACCCGUACACCCCAACAGAGGUCCGGGACCUCCUCGCCCUGUAUGGAGACAAAAUCAAAUCCCUGCACAGCAUGGGUGCAAGGAGAUUUGGGCUGAUAAACGUCGGGCUCAUUGGGAACUCCACAAGCGUAGGCGGCGGGUACGACGUCGCGGACAUGAACAAGCAUGCCACUGAGUUCAACGACGGACUCAAAACCCUCAUGGACGGCCUCGCCAAAACCCUGCCUGACCUUCGAUACUCCAUUGCCGACUUGUACACCUUCACCGAAACUGUCUUCGCCAAUCCAUCAAAUUACGGAUUUGAGGACACCCAGUCCCCGUGUAGCCAAUCCGGCGACAGUUCUCAACCGCACUGUGACAACCCCGCGCAGUACUGGUUCUGGGAUUACUAUGGUUAUAUUACGGAGCACGCGGCUAAUCUCGUUGCCACCGCCUUCUUCUACGGUCCACCCCAGUUUACCGCACCUGUCAUCUUCAGAGCACUACUUGAUGAAAAAUGAUGAAUUUCUCUCACCAACUAUUUAAUCGGAGUCAGACAAGUCGACGUACUGUUCCCCAUUGUAGCUUGCCACUCUGGUGUGCAAUUUCUUCAUGGGUAUGAAUAAUUAAUAUGGUCACUAUAGAAGAAAUAAUUUGGUCAGCCAUGUG